AUGCGAGAUCCAACUAUUCUAAACCGAGAGCACAUUCAAGCCGAAGAAGUGCCCCUACCAGUGCCUCCACCAGCUACAUAUCUGUACGGCCUCCCAUUGUUCGCAGUCAUCAUGGCCUUGUCUCUCGCAGUCUUCCUUGUCGCCAUGGAUGUCAAUGUCAUCGCCACUGCUGUUCCUCAUAUCACUGGAGAGUUUCGCAGUCUCGACGAUGUCGGUUGGUAUGGUUCCGCGUUCUUGAUGACAACCUGCGCAUUCCAAGUCUUGUUCGGCCGAAUCUAUACCAUCUUCCCCGCGAAGUGGACCUUCCUGGUUGCGAUUAUGAUCUUCAUGGGCGGCUCGCUCCUUGCCGGCCUGGCCCCAAGCUCUAUGGCGUUCAUCAUUGGCCGAGCCAUACAAGGCAUGGGUACUAGUGGUAUCCUUUCUGGAGGGUUGAUCAUCAUUUCUCAAGUUGUUCCUCUGCAGAUGCGAUCCAUCCUCGGCGGUGUGAUCGGUGCCAUGGAAGGUGUAGCCAUGAUAUCCGCCCCGAUAAUUGGCGGUGCUCUGACCGAUAAGCUGAGCUGGAGAUGGUGUUUCUACAUCAACUUGCCCAUCGGCGGCUUUGUUUUGGUUGCUGUGCUGGUCUUCUUGCGUAUCCCCGAAGAAAUGCGUCCCCAGAGGGCCGUCAAUAGAUCAUGGGUCGAGACCGCACGUGAGCUCGACCUCAUCGGGGCAGCGCUCCUCGUUCCGCCGAUCGUUUGUUUCCUGUUGGCUCUCCAAUAUGGAGGAACAAAAUAUGCAUGGGAUAGCAUUGGUAUCAUCCUGCUCUUCGUCUUGGGUUUCGUAUUAUUCCUUGUUUUUGCUUACUCACAGCAUGUUAACGCCGAUGUCGCGAUGAUACCAUUCCGCAUCAUCAAGCAGCGUUCGGUCAUCGCGGGUUUCUGGUACAUUUUAUGUGUCAGCUCUGCGUUAGUGGUCAUGACCUACUUUCUCCCGCUUUGGUUUCAAACAGUGCAAGGUGCGACACCUACGCAGUCUGGUCUACGCUUGUUGCCAAUGCUCAUUGGCGUCAUCGUGGCUGUUCUUGCGAGUGGUGCCCUUGUGUCGGGUCUAGGCUAUUAUACACCGUUCAUGAUCGCAGGUACUGUUCUCAUGUCGGUUGGCGUUGGCAUGCUGUCGACACUUCUACCCGACACAUCUAAUGCACUACUCAUCGUGUUUCCAGCCAUCUUUGGAGCAGGCGUCGGCAUUGGAUUCCAGCAGCCUCUCAUUGGCGUGCAAACAGUAUUGCCCAAGGAGGAUAUACCAGUCGGAACUUCAAUCGUGGUUUUUGGACAAACGAUUGGCGCCGCCAUAGUCUUGUCUGCUGGCGAGUCUGUCUUUCAGAACCAGCUCAAGCAGAACAUCGAGAAGUAUCUUGGGAUCGUCGUGGAGGACGCGCACAGUCUCAUGACGGAAGGCACAACGGCACUGGCCGCGACGCUCACGCCAGAACAAAAGCCUCUCCUAAUCCUAGCUGCUAGCAAAUCACUGACACAGACCUUCUAUGUCGCUCUGGCCAUGGCCGGUCUGUCCAUCAUUGGCUCCCUCGCCAUGGAGUGGAAAUCGGUCAAGAAGGCUGCUGAGGCUGAAGCUGCAGCGAAUGCAGAGGCUGUAGCAAAUGCAACAAACGCAGCGACUAUGGAAAAGACGGUCUAA
Messenger RNA from Truncatella angustata, 1674 nucleotides. Its product is annotated as major facilitator superfamily domain-containing protein. The record is from RefSeq and is a predicted model, not a curated record. Gene Ontology annotation, molecular function: transmembrane transporter activity. NCBI's taxonomy places the organism in Eukaryota, Fungi, Ascomycota, Sordariomycetes, Amphisphaeriales, Sporocadaceae. Gene Ontology annotation, biological process: transmembrane transport. The transcript is spliced from 5 exons. Bases 1 to 1674 code for a protein of 557 amino acids.